Drosophila rhopaloa is the source of this 536-nucleotide messenger RNA. RefSeq lists its product as uncharacterized. Gene Ontology annotation, molecular function: 2 iron, 2 sulfur cluster binding. Lineage: Eukaryota; Metazoa; Arthropoda; Insecta; Diptera; Drosophilidae. Gene Ontology annotation, biological process: intracellular iron ion homeostasis. The transcript has a single exon. Gene Ontology annotation, cellular component: cytosol; nucleus. The coding region runs from base 59 to 319 and encodes 86 amino acids. The record is from RefSeq and is a predicted model, not a curated record.
CCCAAACGGCCACACUGUCAAUACUAAGCACCUCGUUUUGUUUAAAAAAAAAUCAAAAAUGAGUAAAUACGACUCAAAGUACCUGGAAGACAAGCUUAAAAAGGAAUUGCAGACGGAGUACGUGAGUGUAACGGACGAAUCGGACGGGUGUGGCGGCAAAUUCAGCGCAAUCAUUGUGACACCGGCCUUCAACGGCAAAACCCUGUUGCAAAAACAUAGAUUAGUCAACUCCACACUGGCAGAAGAACUCAAAGAAAUCCAUGCAUUCUCCCAGAAAUCGUACACGCCCGAAGAGUGGGAGAAAGUGAAAGCCCAAUAGUAAUACCAAAAUCGACAACAACAAAAAGACCAUCAUAUACAUACAACAACAAUCACAGUCCGCAAUAACCUGUUGUUCGUUUGUUGGUAGUUGCGCUUUAGCGUGUGACGAUCUGAUCGAAGAAACGAAAACCCGAAAAAACGCCAGUCGAACAAAGAAAGUGAAAGGGAAAGCACAGGAAUCGGCACGCUGAUAUUGGAGUUACCAAAUAAACAAC